Zalophus californianus (California sea lion) is the source of this 3256-nucleotide messenger RNA. RefSeq names its product SMG9 nonsense mediated mRNA decay factor (gene SMG9). The record is from RefSeq and is a predicted model, not a curated record. The transcript is spliced from 14 exons. The coding region runs from base 294 to 1856 and encodes 520 amino acids. Lineage: Eukaryota; Metazoa; Chordata; Mammalia; Carnivora; Otariidae. Gene Ontology annotation, biological process: nuclear-transcribed mRNA catabolic process, nonsense-mediated decay.
CUCGCCCAGCCCUCGGCGCAUGCGCAAGGACAGCACCCCCGCGGGUCCUGCUCUCAGCUCGGUACCGCGCUACCUCCUCCUCUUCCUCUUUCGGCCCUGCGUUCCUUGGGUGCCGCUUCCGGGGUGCCUAGACCGGUUCCGAGUGACCGGUGCCUGCUCUCUCGGUCUCCCCCACGCUCCUUGUCCCCGAGACGCCAUUUACAGGCCCGUGGUUUGUGGCGGAACCUCCCCCCCGGCCAAAGCGCGCGUAGCGCUGCGCCCCAAGAGCCAAUCAGCAGCCGCCUUAGGCAACCAUGUCUGAGUCUGGCCAUAGUCAGCCUGGGCUCUAUGGGAUAGAGAGGCGGCGACGGUGGAAGGAGCCUGGCCCUGGCGGCCCCCAGAAUCUUUCUGGGCCUGGUGGUCGGGAGAGGGACUACAUUGCCCCAUGGGAGAGAGAGAGACGGGAUGGCAGCGAAGAGACAAGCUCGUCGGUCAUGCAGAAAACCCCCAUCAUCCUCUCAAAACCUCCGGCAGAGCGGUCAAAGCAGCCACCACCUCCAACAGCCCCUGCUGCCCCACCAGCCCCAGCCCCUCUGGAGAAGCCUAUCGUCCUCAUGAAACCACGGGAAGAGGGGAAAGGGCCUGCGUCUGCAACAAAUGCUUCCACCCCUGAGGGCACUGCCCCUGCACCCCCUGCAGCCCCCGCACCACCCAAGGGAGAAAAGGAGGGGCAGAGGCCCACACAGCCUGUGUACCAGAUCCAGAACCGAGGCAUGGGCACUGCCGCACCAGCAGCCAUGGACCCGGUCGUGGGCCAGGCCAAACUACUGCCCCCAGAACGCAUGAAGCACAGCAUCAAAUUGGUAGACGACCAGAUGAAUUGGUGUGACAGCGCCAUUGAGUACCUGUUGGAUCAGACUGACGUGUUGGUGGUUGGCGUCCUGGGCCUCCAGGGGACAGGCAAGUCCAUGGUCAUGUCAUUGUUGUCGGCCAACACUCCUGAGGAGGACCAGAGGGCAUAUGUUUUCCGGGCCCAGAGUGCCGAAAUGAAGGAACGAGGGGGCAACCAGACCAGUGGCAUUGACUUCUUUAUUACCCAAGAGCGGAUUGUUUUCCUGGACACGCAGCCCAUCCUGAGCCCCUCCAUCUUGGACCACCUUAUCAACAAUGACCGCAAGCUGCCUCCAGAGUACAACCUGCCCCACACCUAUGUUGAGAUGCAGUCACUCCAGAUUGCUGCUUUCCUCUUCACGGUCUGCCAUGUGGUGAUCGUUGUCCAGGACUGGUUCACAGACCUCAGUUUAUACAGGUUCCUCCAGACAGCAGAGAUGGUGAAGCCCUCCACCCCGUCCCCCAGCCAUGAGUCCAGCAGCUCCUCAGGCUCCGAUGAAGGCACUGAGUACUACCCCCACCUGGUCUUCCUGCAGAACAAAGCUCGCCGGGAAGACUUCUGUCCUCGAAAGCUGCGACAGAUGCACCUGAUGAUUGACCAGCUCAUGGCUCACUCCCACUUGCGUUACAAGGGUACUCUGUCCAUGUUACAGUGCAAUGUCUUCCCUGGGCUCCCAGCUGACUUCCUGGACUCUGAGGUCAACUUGUUCCUGGUGCCCUUCAUGGACAGCGAAGCAGAGAGCGAAAACCCACCAAGAGCAGGACCCGGUUCCAGCCCCCUCUUCUCCCUGCUCCCUGGGUACCGGGGCCACCCCAGUUUCCAGUCCUUGGUGAGCAAGCUCCGGAGCCAAGUGAUGUCCAUGGCCCGGCCGCAGCUGUCACACACAAUCCUCACUGAGAAGAACUGGUUCCACUACGCCGCCCGGAUCUGGGACGGCGUGAAGAAGUCCUCUGCCCUGGCAGAGUACAGCCGCCUGCUGGCCUGAGGCCGAGGGAAGGAACGUCAUGCAGAGAACCCCCUUCUGGGUCCCCAUGGAUGGUGAGGGAGCACACGUGUCCUACCCCCCUGGUGGGCUGGAGAGUGGCAGCAGGCCUGAUGGACGAGGGACCGCGACAAUUCUCGCCCAGAGACAUGAGGUGUCCAGGGCCAGGCCCCCCCCCCCCCGCCCGCCCUCAGUGGAGUAUUGUUCAGGGGGCAGCUUUGAGAUCCCACCUCCAGCCUGGGACGGGGUGGUGCAUCCUCAGUCCCCCGCAGGCAGUGGGAGUGGUCUGAAUGGCCCCCAAGAAUCCCAGCCUCCAUCUUGACCUCCCUCUGCAGGGACAGGAGCAACAGGUCCCUCCUCCCUGACUGUAAGCCCUUUCCUACAAGGUGCAGCAGGGUCUGGGGAGCUCUUCGUUGGGGCAGAUCUGGUGGUUCGAAUAAAAACAGUCAUGCAAGCCCGUUCUGGUGCUUCUCUUCUUCCCCUCCCCCCAGCAUGCUGUCCUGGGGACCAGGGCAAAUUGGGGUCCCAGCCUUUGGGGGCAGAUUACCUGUAGCCACCACUGGAGCCUGAGUGAACUUCCCAUGGGCACACAUCCACUAGGGGUCAUAGAGUUGGCAGGAGCAGUUGGAGACCAGUCUCUGCUAAGGAGGAAGCCCCUAGAAAGGGGUAUUCUGUUUCCUGGGGUGACAUCAAGCCUCCCUUCUCCGUGUCACUGAUAGGAAAAUACAGUGCCCUCCUCUGGCUAAAUGCAGUUCCUACCCUCCUGUCCUCUGCUCUCAGUUGGGGACAGUGCUUGCCUUCGGUGAAAUGCCUAGUUAAAUGCAAUGCCUAAUUCAAUACGUGGUUAGAAAAUAGAACAUAUCCCUGUUCGAUACAGCACUUACCAUGUGUUGAAACAGCUUCUACCCUUACGCAAAUACUCCUACCUUACUUGCACACAGUGCCUACUGUUGGUUAAAUAUGGUGGCUUCCUUUCCCCACGGACCUCAUCUACCCUUAUUUAAAAGUAGUCUCGGGGCGCCUGGGUGGCUCAGUUGUUAAGCGUCUGCCUUCGGCUCAGGUCAUGAUCCCAGGGUCCUGGGAUCGAGCCCCACAUCGGGGUCCCUGCUCGGCGGGGAGCCUGCUUCUCCCUCUCCCUCUCCCCCUGCUUGUGUUCCCUCUCUCGCUGUGUCUCUCUCUGUCAAAUAAAUAAAUAAAAUCUUUAAAAAACAAAACAACAACAACAACAACAAAAAAAGUAGUCUCUACCUUUAAAUCCAGAACUGACUCUCAGUCAGAUACACCGUACGCUUCAAUAUAGGACCUACUCUCAUCUGCUCAGUUUAAAUAGGCUACAUCUUAGCUUGGUGUUUCCCAAAGUAUGUCUCCAAAUUGGCCUGGCCACCUCACCCAACCCCAACUAG